Ixodes scapularis (black-legged tick) is the source of this 2043-nucleotide messenger RNA. Its product is annotated as membrane metallo-endopeptidase-like 1. Gene Ontology annotation, molecular function: metalloendopeptidase activity. Gene Ontology annotation, cellular component: plasma membrane. The record is from RefSeq and is a predicted model, not a curated record. NCBI's taxonomy places the organism in Eukaryota, Metazoa, Arthropoda, Arachnida, Ixodida, Ixodidae. Gene Ontology annotation, biological process: protein processing. The transcript has a single exon. Bases 1 to 2043 code for a protein of 680 amino acids.
AUGAUCGCAUACCCGCUCAAUCUCCUCUUGGCUGGCUUCGUGUUCUUCGGCGUGAGAUUGGUCGCGAACGUUCUACUCGACGCGCUGUUCCCGUGGUGCGACCACCCAGCGGAGUGCUUCGACUACGCUUUCGAGCUUGGAAGCACCAUGGAUGUCAACCGGGAACCUUGCGACAGCCUGUACGACCACACGUGCGCCUUCUGGAAGCUGAACCAUCCGGGAUUCGAAAACCAGUUCGCACUCGUCGGCAAGAAGGUCAGGGUGCAGCUGUACAGAUACCUCGAAGCCGCUUCUCUGGCCCACUCUCCGAGUUCCAUAAGAGACAAGACGGUGGCGGCCUUCCGAAAGUGCCAGGAGGUCCUCGCCGGGAGGACAGAACAUCUCCACGUCAUCGGGGACGUCUUCAAGAGGUUGUCAUUUGAGUGGCCCUCGCUGAAGCUGCCGCAAAAUUUCGACGCCCUCGACGCCAUCGUAGCCCUGUCGCUUGAUUACGGUCUUGGGUACGUGUUCACGAUCGAGCCGAUGCCCUACCUGAAGACGGACAGCCGGUACGCACUCGUACUCGGCACGAGAGCGUCUCCUUUCGGAAAUUCGGCGCUGAAUCCCGCCAUCAUCAAAAGGUGCGUCGAAGUUGCAAUGCCGAAAGACUCCGAGAUCUCCGCCUCGAUGGUAGCGCGCCGCAUAUUCUCGGGCAUCACCCAAAUCCUGGUUGUUAAGGUCCUCGCUGAACGCACUCGACGCCUCUUACACCACUACGUAAAAUUCGAGCGCAUCGGGAACCUAACGUCCCCGACCUUGAACGCCAGCCAAUGGCUGACCGCCAUCAACAACCACCUGGACGAUGACAGGCAGGUGGAUCUCGACGAGGACGUUCUGCUGGUGGACGCGUCACUACCCCUUAUCCUUAAGGACGCCCUGCGCCAGGAGGCUACAACGGUGGACCUUAUGCUGGCCGUCGGUUGGGCCAUUGUUGAGAAGCUCUCUUUCGGCACGUCCUAUUCCCAGAUCGACUGUUCUUUCAGGUCAGACGUCCUGUCGGCGAGCGCGGGCUGUCUCGGCCUCGUCAACGAGCUUUUGCCCUUCCCACUGGCCCGGUUCGUGUUUGACGACAUCCAGCCGGCAGGGGCGACCAACGCGACCUCAAAGAUGAUGUCCAAAAUCCGCGAGGCCACUAAGAAGUCCUUCGAGGUAACGUCCUGGAUGGACCUUUACACGGCGAAGGGCGCCAGAGAACGCGUCGAGUCCGUUGUAGACGUGGUCAACUUACCUGACCACCUCUCGACGUGGGAGAACCUCGACGUCGCGUACGAGUUUGUGUCACCCUUCAACGGGACGUCCUUCGUCGAGGGCUACCUGGAGACCAGGCGGAACGCCCUCCAGGCCCGCAAGCGGCUUCUGGUCAACGGCACCGGGGUCCCUGUCCGCCGCGAAGCGAUCGCGAUCUCAAUGAUCGACACCAACGCUUACUACCUUCCGAUGCUGCACCUUAUGAUCAUUCCAGGUGGCAUCUUGUUCCCGCCGUUCGUUGUCGAGUCCGCACCGGCCGCCGUCGACUACGGCGGCAUCGGUCGUGUCUUGGGACACGAGCUCACGCACGCUUUCGACAGACUCUACAGCCACGUGUCCAGGACGGGCGAGGUCCACGACUGGUACAGCAACAACUCCUGGCGGGCCUUCGAAAACAAGCUGCAGUGCGUCGAAGACAAGGUGUCCAAGGCGACGGGUAGCGAGAGCUGGGCAAAAAGCUCCCUGUCGGAAGCAUUCGCCGACAGCGCUGGUGUAGAGAAGGCUUACCUCGUGUACGAGCGGCUUGCCUCCAAGGGUGCGGGCAUGCUCGGCUACUCUCCGGAGCAGUUGUUUUUUAUCAGCGGCUGCUUGAUCUUCUGUGGGAAGGAGAGGGUAGGCGUGAGCGUCACAAGAAUCUACACGCCGGUGUACCUGCGCUGCGACCUACCGGCCGCCAACUUGGAUCACUUCGCGGAAGCGUUUCACUGUCGCCGGGAGGCUCCGCUGAACCCGAGGAACCGCUGCGAUUUCCACUGA